Molecule: messenger RNA, 1712 nt
Organism: Daphnia carinata
Lineage: Eukaryota; Metazoa; Arthropoda; Branchiopoda; Diplostraca; Daphniidae
Exons: 3
Coding region: 357-1412 (351 amino acids)
Source: RefSeq, a predicted model, not a curated record
AAAAAUUUUCUUUGGUUCUCUUUUGGUCAAGUAACUGAUGGUCAGUCCAUAAUUUUGUCGAAUUAAAGCCACUGAAACACGAAAUGUGGCGGGAAGCCAGGUUAGUGGCACACACUGAAACAUCAGUAAUGCCAACCACGAAUCCAUGGCGGUGACAGAUGGGGAAUAGUACAGUUUUCGUUACAGACAUAUUAUGUUAAUGUUUCAUGGAAGGCGGAGACAUAUCUUGGCUGGGUAUAAAUGCCCAAGAAAAUUCGUCCAUUAGCAUCAGUGAAGUUUGAAAGCCUGUGUUCAGCGUACCAUCUUCGAGACAAUAGAUCAGUGACGACCAAGUGAAACAAAGUUGAUUGAAGAAAAUGAAACGUGAAAUCUUUAAGGUUACCACUCUAGUUCUACUGGCUCUUUUAGCCCUACUUGUCAAAGGGUCUGAUGGAGAUUUGGCAGCUGAAACUAACACCACAGUUGCCAAGCUCGAAGAAAACUCAACUGGAUCGAAGACGAGCCUGCUGCAGGAAUCUGUUGGCGAAAAUGGCGAUGACGGAGAAGGCAGAAGUCUUGGGCUGUUGAAAUUGAAGCUCAAACGGACCAAAUCAAGUUACAAAGCAGCAAAACCAAAGGGCCAAUAUGGAGCCCCAAAGGCACAACAUGAAGCUCCAAAGGCACAAUAUGGAGCUCCAAAGGCACAAUAUGGAGCUCCAAAGGCACAAUAUGGAGCACCAAAGGCAGAAUAUGGACCACCCAAAGCAAACUAUGAAGCUCCAGAUAACAGUUCUCCCUCUGACAGUCCUCCUGUUCAGGUUUCUUCAUCUAACAGCCAUUCUAUUUUCAGUGUUGCUGCUUACAGGCCCCCCUCUUACAAUCCCCCAUCAUACAGUCCACCAUCUUACAAUCCUCCAUCAUACAGUGCCCCAUCUUACAAUCCUCCAUCAUACAGUGCCCCAUCUUACAAUCCUCCAUCAUACAGUCCCCCAUCUUACAAUCCUCCAUCCUACAGUCCCCCAUCUUACAAUCCUCCAUCAUACAGUCCCUCAUCUUACAAUCCUCCAUCUUACGAUCCUUUUGCCUCUUCUUUCUACAAGCCUCAGGAGUAUAACACUGCAGAAAAUUCUGGAGCUCUACAUGAUUCCGAUGCUCCUUACUCCCCCCCUGCUAAUUAUGAAGAAUCAGCAUAUCCUACACCUGCGUAUGUUGAAUCAACGGAUGACCAACAACAGGAUUACUCUCCGGAACACAACGAUGAUUCCUACGCUCCAGUUUCAGAGCCUGAAUUUUCUUUACCUUAUCAGCACGGUGAAUUUAAUUAUCCUGAAACUAACGAAGAUUCAGGUGAGGAUUUCUUUACUAGUAGCAAUGAUUUUCCCACAUUUAAUGAGUUUUUGAAACAAAACCCUUUCAACUUCCCAAAUUUUUAACAUAAAGUGGCAUCUGAUUUGAAACCUAUCGUAUUGCUAUGGAAUCCCAUAACGUUUGAAAAUCAAGCUUUUUCCUAUUUAAUAAUUGUUGAACAUUUAAACCAGUUAAAUAUUUAAUUCAUCAAAAGCUAACUUGGAGAUCUAGCUUUUGUGAAAUUUGAUCAUGUCUGCUCUUCAUAUUUUGAAAUUUAUGCUAGGAAAAAUGUCAUUAGUUUCCACUAGUCCGUUCCUUCGUCUAUUCACCAUUGCAACCCCUUUUUAAAUUAUAAUACCCUCCAAAUCCUUUGCUUUGUGAACUGA